This is a messenger RNA of Xiphophorus hellerii (green swordtail), 3132 nucleotides long. Its product is annotated as neural cell adhesion molecule 2-like. Gene Ontology annotation, molecular function: protein binding. The record is from RefSeq and is a predicted model, not a curated record. The transcript is spliced from 22 exons. Gene Ontology annotation, cellular component: neuron projection. Bases 1 to 3132 code for a protein of 1043 amino acids. NCBI's taxonomy places the organism in Eukaryota, Metazoa, Chordata, Actinopteri, Cyprinodontiformes, Poeciliidae.
AUGUGCCCGACAACAAAAUCAGAGACUCCUGGAGAGGCUGGGAAUCUGCAGUACCUGCAGCACAAAGCCCAGCUCUCUGUGUUUGCUGCUCUGGGAAUGAAGGGCAGGUGUCCGUGCCGUGGCAGCAGUCACACUCCUGGCAGCCUCUGGGAGAUUUGGUCAGACCAUCACCCGACCUACGGCACUUCCUCGCUGUCCGACUGUGACAUCUGCUGCGCUCCUCCUGAGCAUCGCGCUAAGACCAUGGAAGGAUCGUAUUGCACAGACAGCCGGGACAAUGUCAGACUUCACUUCCAGACGACAACAAACCAACCCAAGAGGGUUCAGUGUCCCGGUGACGCUCAGAUCCCAAUACUCCACGGUGAAGAGCCGGAUAGAGGAGCAGCGAAAGGAUUAACAUUAGAGCUGGCGGCAGAGGCAUUGCCCACAGCUUCACUGCAGGUUUCCAUAUCCUUGCACAAGGUGGAGUUAAGCGUUGGAGAGUCCAAAUUCUUCAUCUGCACAGCAGCAAAUAAGCCGUUGUCGGGGCCAACGGCGGCUCAGCGGGGCGGCCAUGCUUUCUGGCAGGCCCAACCCGCCUCCUACUGGCUGCCGUCUCUCUCCUGCCAACCCACUCGACAGGGGGCUAACAAUCAAGAGGCUAUCGGUGAGCCUGUAAGGCUGGAAUGGUUCAACCCUCUGGGUGAGCGCAUCGUAAGCAGCAAACGAAUGAAUCUGCAGGCGGAGGCGUCCCGAUCCCGACUCAUCAUCUACAACGCCAUCAUCGAGGACGCAGGGAUCUACCGCUGCCAGGCCACCGACGCCAGCGGCCACACGGAGGAGGCGUCGGUGGUGCUCGAAAUCUACCAGAGACUGACGUUCCGGGAUGUAAAGUCGCCUCAGGAGUUCAGGCACGGCGAGACGGCAGAGGUGGUCUGUGAUGUCAUCAGUUCGCCGGUGCCGGCGGUAGUUUGGUACUACCAGGACAAAGAGAUCACAGAGGAGCACCACAGCAGGUUCCAGGUGCUGCCAAACAACAACCUGCAGAUCCGCCAGGUGACCAAGGCGGACGAGGGCGUUUACCGCUGCGAGGCCAGCGUGGAGGCCAGAGGGGAGAUCGACUUUGUGGACAUAGCCGUGGUCGUCAACGUUCCUCCGUCGUUAUCGGUCUUCCAGCAGUCCUUCAACGCCACAGCCGACUACCAGGAAUCAGUCACCUUUACUUGCAUCACUUCUGGAUCUCCUGAUCCUCUGGUCACAUGGCACAGGAAGGGGCAGCAGCUGGAGCCUUCAGAGAAGUACAUUUUCAGCCAGCUGGAGGGCGGACACAGCAUGCUGACCAUCCGAAACAUCCGGCAGGCCGACGGAGGAACGUUCUCCUGCAAGGCCUCCAACAAGGCCGGCUUCCAGGAGAGAGAACUUCUGCUCAAAGUGUUCGUCCAGCCCCACAUCACCCAGCUGAAGAACGUGACAGCCGUGGAGGGCAGCGCCGCCAUGAUCUCCUGCGUGGCCGAGGGCGAGCCUCUGCCUGACAUCUCCUGGAGGAGAGCCAGCGACGGACAGACCUUCGUGGACGGAGACAAGGUGACUGAGCUGCAUAUCAAGCAGGCCGAGCUUCAGGGCGCGAGUUUGUCUCCACACACAGGCCCUUGCCACUCGCCAGGCAAACAAGCGAAGUCGCAAAGCGACCAGAGCCGAGCCUUUAAGCGGCGCUCUACCUCGUUAGCUGAAAGCUUUGUGGCGACAAAACGAAAGCCGUUCCAAACAGGAUCAAGCCAGAGUCUGGAGCAGGAGAGGAGCGUUUGGAGUCGGGACGGGCGGUUCGAGGUCCGCGGCCGUCACGGUAAAUCCGUACUGACCAUCAGCGGGGUGCGGCUCAGCGACCUCGGCCGCUUCGACUGUGAGGCUCAAAGCAGGAUAGGAGGCCAUCAGAAGAGCAUGUUUCUGGACAUUGAGUAUAUUCCUAAAUUCCUGACCAAUCAUACCAUCUAUUACUCGUGGGAGGGGAACCCGGUGAACAUCAGCUGCGACGUGAUGUCCAACCCGCCCGCCACCAUGCUGUGGAGGAGGGAACGCUUCACCAUCUCAGAGGGAACGCCGCACAUGCAGAUCUACCGCACAGACGAGAAGUCGGUGCUGGAGGUGACUCCGAUGUCGGACCGAGACUUUGGCCGGUAUAACUGCACGGCCCGGAACAACAUCGGAGUCCGGUACCAGGAGUUCAUCCUGGCCCAGGCAGACGUCCCAUCCAAUCCGUACUCCGUCCGUCUGUCGGCCGUUUCCCAGCGGCUGGCGACCGUCACCUUCAUGAAGCCGGACUCUCACGGCGGCGUUCCCAUCAGCUUCUACCUGGUCCAGUAUAAAGAGCUGGGCUCCAUAGACUGGAGGGAUGUGAAGUCGCACAGCGUGCAGACCACCGUAGUUCUGACCGGACUGGAGCCCAACACGACGUACGAGGUGCGAGUCGCCGCCGUGAACGGGAAAGGUCAGGGAGAGUUCAGCCACACGGAGACCUUCCAGACUUUACCCAUCCGAGAACCGAGUCCGCCGGCGGUCCACGGCCAGAGGGGCGUGGGGAAGGCCUACAGGCUGGGGCUGGUCAAGCAGGAUGACGGCGGGAUGCCCAUCGUGGAAUAUAUUGUCAAAUACAAAACAGAUAAAGAGGAACAGUGGAUGACCAAGCUGGUUCCAGGAGCUAACGACUUUGCGAUGCUGCAGUCGCUGCAGUGGAACACGAGAUAUGAAGUGGAAAUCACAGCCCGCAACGUCAAAGGCCUAUCGGAGCCCACCUUCUAUCAGUUCUUCAUGCCACAGAAGCCCGACAUUACAGCAGAAUCCCUGUUCAGCGGCCUGGGGCUCGGCGCGGUGGUGGGCCUCGGCCUCGGAGCGCUGCUGCUGCUCCUGGUGCUGGUGGACGUCAGCUGCUUCUUCCUGCGCCACUGCGGCCUGCUCAUGUGCAUCACUCGCACGCUCUGCAGCAAGAAGACGGCAACCAGCGGCAAGGGCAAAGAGAUGGAGGAGGGCAAGGCGGCCUACCUGAAGCUGCCGCUGAAGGAAGAAAAUGGCAAAGAGUCUCUCAAGCCGGAUACGAUUGAAAUCAAAGUGCACAGCGACAACAGCAUCCACAUAAAGCCGGACGACAGCAAGGCUUAA